CGAAACUCGCGCUCCACAGACUCAAUAGCCCAGAGAGAGACUCCACGUGGUGUGUCGUGGUGGAAGUCAUCGCGAGUCGUGUGCGCACCACAUUCUCUUCUUCUUUCUUCUUUCUUCUUCUUUCUUCUUUCUUCCUUCCUUCCUCCCCCUCCUUUCUCCCGUUACACGAGAAAAGGUGUAUUCGAUCGUUUUCAAAUCGCGCGUUUCUCUCGUCGAAAACCGUUGCUCGAUUUGCACCGGUUUCCCAAUUUUGAACAAGCUCGAUAAAACCGAUAUAAGCUGGGUCGAUAAGGCCGUCCGCUCCAUUGUCUUCUCUUCGUUUCGAAAGAUCCUCCUUUGUCUUUUGGACAAAGAGGGGCGAGGGGGCGAGGGAGGGUGUAACACGCGCGAGUCGGGCGGGAUGGUGGCCGGGCACCGAUGAGAGAGACAGAUUGCACGAAGAUUGUCGAACUCGUCCUUGUUCGUGGGGAGAAGCGAGGGCGCUAGAAUCGAAGGAGAAGGAGGUGUGUGCGUGUGGUGCGCGGGAACGUGUGAGUUUAUAUAUAUAUAUAUAUAUAUCGAGAGAAGGAUGGGCAAGGGUUGGAAAGGCGCGAAAGAUUUCGUCGGCCUCGAAGAGGUGACGAAGGUCGAGUUUUUGGUGAUGCUGUUGGCCGAAACCCUGGGAACCUUUCUUCUCGUGCUGAUCGGAUGUGCAUCCUGCAUCACGUGGACGGCCGACAAUCCUCCAACCGUGGUUCACAUAGCGUUCACGUUUGGCCUAGCGGUCGCCAGCCUAGCUCACGUGUUGGGCCCGGUCUCGGGAUGUCACGUGAAUCCAGCUGUAUCGGUGGGCCUUUUGGUGAGCGGAAACUGCAGCUUUCUAAAGACGGUGUGCUACAUUGUUUGCCAGUGUUGUGGUGCAAUCGCGGGUUCGGGAGUUUUGAAGUUAUUGAUCCCUAAAGAAGCGAUCGGCCAGGGUCUAGGCGCCACGGGGCUGGGCGAAAAAGUGAGCGAAAGCCAAGGCAUCUUCAUGGAAGCGAUAAUCACGUUCCUCCUCCUUCUGGUUGUCCACGCGGUCACGGACCCGAAGAGGACCGACACGAAGGGUUGGGCACCGUUGGCCAUCGGGUUGACCAUCACCGUUUCCCACAUGGCAGCUGUACCCGUGACGGGGAGCAGCAUGAAUCCCGCGAGAACGUUGGGUCCCGCUGUCAUACUCGGCGAGUGGAAGGAUCUUUGGGUGUAUUGGAUCGGGCCGAUAAUCGGCGCAUGCGCCGCCGGUGUAUUGUACAAGAUGGCGUUCAGGCGUAAGAAGGAGGACGACGAAGCUUCCUACGAUUUUUAAAAUUUUUACCGACCAAUAGAAUUUUGUAAAUAUCGCGACGAUAUGCGUUGAUUAUUAUUAUUAUUCUCUCUUUUCUUUUUUUUUUUUUCUUCGAAAUUAACGAUGAGAUGAUAGAUAGUUUCGUAACGAGUGAAAUUGUUUUGAAUUGGAUAGGUUAUGUCGAGUGUUUCGGUUUAAAAAGAAGAAAAAAAAAAACUCUCGUAUCCUUUAUACGUGUAAUGGUGCUCGUAACUGACAAGACAGGGUAUAUUUUAUAUACACGUUUCGCUUAUUUGCAUACGUCCGUGAAAAAAUGAGAAGAGGAAACAAGUCAAUUAAGAUUUAACGACGAUUUGAAUUAUGGAAACGCGGGUUAAUUAAUUCAAGGAAAUAGUUAUACCUGAUCGCGUUUGAUCUUUCACUUUCUCUCUCUCUCUCUCUCCUAUUUGAAACGGGAGAAACGUUUAAAUCUUGUUAAGUAUAGAACUUUGUUAUUGUUACUGAUAUGAUUAAUUAACGAUGAAACUGUUUAAUAUCCAUUAUAUGUUCUAUUAGAUUAAUAAGAAAUUAAUUAACAUAAAUAUUGAUAUAUAAAAAUUAAUAUAUAUUUAUUAUAUAUAAUUUGUAAGAUUUGUAAUAUUAAUCGAUACUCGUAAUAAUUAUUGAAUUGCGAUUUCAUUCGAUCAAAUAAUCUCACGAGAAAAAUAUUAUCACACUUAUAUUAUAUACAUUUCGAUAUUUUGUACCUUGUUUAAGUUUUGUAUAUACUGUACUUAAAUUAUAUAUAUAGCUUGUAAGAUUCCACGUAUAAAUAUAUGUGUUUAUAUUGCACGCUAUAUAUAUAUAUAUAUAUAUGUGUGUGUGUACAUAAAUUAUUCUUUUCUCAGACAUAUAAAAUGAUUCUGGUUAAUAAAUUAUUUAACGAUCUA
Messenger RNA from Apis mellifera (honey bee), 2232 nucleotides. RefSeq names its product aquaporin AQPAn.G. The coding region runs from base 569 to 1324 and encodes 251 amino acids. Gene Ontology annotation, molecular function: water channel activity. Gene Ontology annotation, biological process: transmembrane transport. The record is from RefSeq and is a predicted model, not a curated record. NCBI's taxonomy places the organism in Eukaryota, Metazoa, Arthropoda, Insecta, Hymenoptera, Apidae. Gene Ontology annotation, cellular component: plasma membrane. The transcript has 4 exons.